AUGGCUUCCCUGCUGUUUCGCACUUUCCUCUUGCAAAGCAUCUUCCAGCUGCUGCGGAUGGUCGGCGAUGAGCCGGAUGAGGCCACAGGCGAGCGCAUGCAGUGGCGCACAACUAAGAGAAGCAGUGGAUUUAAGGAAAGCUCCAGCAGAGACACAGAGGAGGAGGAUGAAGAAGAGCAGGAAGAAAGCAACGCAGAAGCUCCUCCUGACAAACAAGAUCUGGACAGGAUUUAUGCCAGGCGCGUCCAGUGGCCAGUGCAGAAGCUGGCCUUCAGAUGUCAGCUCGUGAUGGAGCUGGUGAGUAACAUCCUCGGCGUCUUCCACGGGGCCCUGUCCGACUGUUUCUCGCCAGUGCUGCAGCCAGCCAUCGGGGUGGGCAGCGCCUUCGAAGGCUGGAGUCCCCGUGAUGAUGAGGACGUUGUCUACCACCUGCUUGUGCCCCUGAAGCCUCCCCUGGGCCAUACCUUCCACCUGGAGUUGGGCACUACGGGGGAGAUACCAGCCAAGGACUCCCGCGUCCGUGUGGAGCUGGCGUGCACCUGCACCACAGGUUCUCCGGGGGAGGACACACUGUGCUUCCUCCACAACCCCAAAAAGCAGCUGAGGAGCAAUAAGGCUGCCAGCUUCCUAGGCACCCUCUGCACCAGCUCCUACCUAGACGUGCAGAAAACUGCUCAGUGGUUCCAGAGCAAAGUGAAGACCGCUUGGCUCUUGCUGCCUCAGUCACGGUGCUAUGACAUGAAGGUGCUGCCCUCCAGCCGUUCUUGCAAGCUGCAACUGAAAAAUGCCUCCGAGAGGACCCUCAUGGUUGAGCUGCUUUUUGGGGUGCAGCAGGGCGACUCAGACAUCUUCCUGAGCAGCCAGACUCCAGACGCCGCCUUCACCCCGAGCACAACAUGGCCACAGAGCUACGCUGUGGCAGAGGCAAAGUUCUUCAGGCAUAUGACCAGCCAGGCCCCACACGGCAGAUUCCCCCUCAGAUGCUUGCACCUUUGCACCCGCAUCCUGGCGGGCACAGGCUUCUCCACCUCUGCCUUGAAGACAAUCGUGAUGCACCUGCUCAUCACCACACCCCUGUCAGGCUGGUGUGCCAAAGACUUCCUGCUGCGGCUAGACAAUAUCAUGCACUACCUGCGCCAGUGUCUGGAGACCAAACGCCUCAAUCACUUCUUCGUUGGCAAUGAGAAUGUGCCCAAGGAGAUCGCCUUGCCCCCAGCCCUCCAAACAGCUGAGCCAGUCAACCUCUUCCAGCACCUGGCACAGGAUCAAGCAACACACGACGAGCCACUGCGUCCGUUACAAGAUCGGCUCACAAGACUGCUCUUCUACGGCAUCUAA
Apaloderma vittatum (bar-tailed trogon) is the source of this 1338-nucleotide messenger RNA. Its product is annotated as inositol 1,4,5-trisphosphate receptor-interacting protein-like 1. NCBI's taxonomy places the organism in Eukaryota, Metazoa, Chordata, Aves, Trogoniformes, Trogonidae. The record is from RefSeq and is a predicted model, not a curated record. The transcript has 2 exons. Bases 1 to 1338 code for a protein of 445 amino acids. Gene Ontology annotation, cellular component: membrane.